UGGGGAGGCUUUAAAAGAACACGUUCAAAUCCGUUAUCGUACAUUUACGCGAUAUCCUCACUCAACUUAAAAAGUUGUAACUUUGGGAAAAGAACUUGAUAAUUGUAAAAAGACUUUGAAGGACAUAUUUAAAAAAACCCAAAAAUUGCAUCAUUCAAAAUUGUUUCAAUUAAACAAAAUAUUAAUUAUUUUCAAAAAAACUUUGUUGGUUGCCAUUAGCAACAACCACAUCUAUAAAUAAUACAAAAAAACGUCAUUGUUGGUACAAAAUUCAUUCGCGGGAGUGCGCUGUUAUUUCAAUUUCAACCAAUAAGAAGAUAGCAACGAUUUGUAGGGAGGUUAUAAAAGGAAUCGCAACCGUGUUUAGCGUCUCUUUUCCAAUAAGUACCUCUCGAAGAACGGAACGAAACCGAUUAUAAACGGUUUAUUAUUUACGGUCGCGUGGUUAAGUUUAUAGAAAACGCGGACGUGAAGAUAAAUAAGGUUCAGAAUGCCAAAUACCGCUUUAACAAAUGGAUAUACCAACGGACACAUGCCCUUCGACAUGGAGGACGGUUCGAAUUUCCUUUUCACCUCGGAAUCGGUCGGCGAGGGACAUCCAGAUAAAAUGUGCGACCAAAUUAGUGACGCUAUUUUAGACGCGCAUUUGGAACAAGAUCCCGAUGCAAAAGUUGCAUGUGAAACUGUUACAAAAACUGGAAUGGUUUUAUUAUGUGGUGAGAUUACUUCAAAAGCUAACGUUGAUUAUCAAAAAAUUGUUCGACAAACUGUUGCUCACAUUGGCUACGAUGAUUCUUCAAAAGGGUUUGACUGGCGCACUUUCAACCUUCUGGUCGCCAUCGAACAACAAUCGCCCAACAUUGCGGACGGUGUCCAUGUGAACCGAGAAGAACAUGAUGUAGGGGCGGGCGAUCAGGGAUUAAUGUUUGGUUACGCAACUGAUGAAACGGAGGAAUGUAUGCCGCUUACGGUCGUUUUGGCGCACAGAUUGAAUCAGAAAAUCGCCGAUUUGAGACGAGAAGGAACAUUUUGGUGGGCGAGACCAGAUUCAAAAACACAAGUUACUUGUGAGUACAAGUUUGAACAUGGAGCUUGUAUCCCACAACGCGUUCACACAGUGGUUGUAUCUCUCCAACACAGUGAGAAAAUAUCUUUGGACGAGUUAAGAAAUGAAGUUUUGCACAAAGUUAUCAAAGAAGUUAUACCAACGAAAUAUCUCAAUGGACAAACCAUCGUUCACAUUAAUCCAUGCGGAUUGUUUAUUAUUGGUGGACCACAGAGUGAUGCUGGAUUAACUGGUAGAAAAAUAAUUGUUGAUACAUAUGGUGGAUGGGGAGCCCACGGUGGUGGUGCAUUCUCUGGAAAAGAUUUUACUAAAGUUGAUAGAUCAGCAGCAUACGCAGCUCGAUGGGUAGCAAAGUCUUUGGUAAAAGCAGGUCUUUGCAGAAGGUGUUUGGUACAAGUCGCGUACGCUAUUGGAGUAGCAGAACCGCUAUCGAUUACAGUUUUCGACUAUGGUACUUCAAAACUAUCCCAAGGAGAACUUUUAAGCGUAAUCCGCAACAAUUUCGAUCUGAGACCUGGUAAAAUCGUUAAAGAAUUAAAUUUGAGACAACCAAUUUACCAAAAGACUAGUACCUAUGGUCAUUUUGGACGGGAUGGAUUUGCAUGGGAACAACCCAAGGUGCUUCGCCUCAAUUGAUUUUAAUUCUUUUUUAUUUUUUAAGUCCAUUUUUAUUUCUUUUUAUCCUUAUUUCUUUCUACCUUCUAGAAAUCCCUUUAUUUACCUAAGUAAGCAAAAAUAAUUGUAAAUGGUAAAAAUUAAGCCCUUUGAGUUCCUGUUAUUAUUAUUUUUUUUGGCACUCUGAACCCAAAAAAGUUGUUUGAUGCGUCAUCUAUGGACAGAUCACGGCACUGAAAAAAUGUGCUGCAAUGGUUGUGUGAUCCGAGUGAAACGUUCAGUUCCCGUUAGACUAGUUUUCACUCCCCGCCUUGUGUUGUGUUUACGAAAAAGAUUCUAUUUGGAAAAGAGCAUUUCCGAAAACACUCCGGUCUGUCAAUAGAGACAAAUAAAGACGCUUUACCAUCAAUCUUUGAGAAUGAAGGAUUUCGUUUCUAAAAACAACUAAAGAGAGAGGGAAAAAUCGACAAACAAGAAACACACCCUGCCAUAUAAGAAAAUUGUAAUGAUCAUAAACUGUAGGUUACGAUUAGAAACAGUAAUUGUUGUCUUGAAAUGAAAAAAUUAUAAGACGAAAAAUCAGUCAUAGACGAUGUGUUAGCAAUUAGUUUUUAAUAAUUGAAUUUCAAUGUGUAUUAAUGCUGAAUAAAAUUUAAUAAACUCUAAAUAAAGAAUA
This is a messenger RNA of Onthophagus taurus, 2357 nucleotides long. It is a transcript of the gene Sam-S, whose product is annotated as S-adenosylmethionine Synthetase. Gene Ontology annotation, molecular function: ATP binding; methionine adenosyltransferase activity. Gene Ontology annotation, biological process: S-adenosylmethionine biosynthetic process. Lineage: Eukaryota; Metazoa; Arthropoda; Insecta; Coleoptera; Scarabaeidae. The record is from RefSeq and is a predicted model, not a curated record.